UUGUCAAAUGUCCAAAGCAUGUUAUUACAAAAAUAAACAUUUUCCAUUUAAAUUUAACCCUUAUUUAACUAACUUUUUCUCGAAAUUAAGAUAGUUCUGAUAAAUUUCAAAGGUUGGACGUCUCAGAAUUAUAAAAUGGGCAGCUAUGGACAGGCUGUUAUUCCUGGAUUUAUCUGUCGACUGUGCUCCAAACAAAAGAAAAUAGUUAUCCAUUUGUAUACAGCUAAAGCGAAAAAACUAGAUUUACUUAACAAAAUUAGAUUAUUACCAAUAUCCCUGGAUAAAUACGAUAAUCUCCCCAAAACAGUAUGCGAAUCGUGUAUAGAGAAAUUAAACGCGCAAUAUCAACUAUUUAUGCGAAUUAGGAAAAGCGAAAAUAUAUAUAUGGCUCACCGAAGAUAUCAUACCAAUGGUAACUGCCCCUAUGAAUGUCCAUUAAAUGGCGCCGACCUAGGGGAAUGAUAAUUUCAUGUAAAAUUUGUUAAUAUCGAUGGAACAUUCAGGGAUUCACUCAAGAUCACAAGAAACAAUUACUAAUAUAAGGAUGUGGACUGUUACAUUAAUAUCAAAUAUUUUUAGCAUUUUUGUCUGUGAUUUUUAAUAAUAAUUUGUUUUAAACUUUAUGUUAAGUACGAGGUAUUCAGACAAAGGAAUUUUAUAUUAUAAGGCCGACUAGUGUGUGUUUGAAUUUUUAUCAAUUAAGUGUCAAUAAAUAAAGUAACUUCUAAUUUUUA
This is a messenger RNA of Sitophilus oryzae (rice weevil), 734 nucleotides long. RefSeq lists its product as uncharacterized. Gene Ontology annotation, cellular component: nucleus. Gene Ontology annotation, molecular function: zinc ion binding. NCBI's taxonomy places the organism in Eukaryota, Metazoa, Arthropoda, Insecta, Coleoptera, Curculionidae. Bases 136 to 462 code for a protein of 108 amino acids. The record is from RefSeq and is a predicted model, not a curated record. The transcript is spliced from 3 exons.